CUUACCAUUCCGGUGAACUUUCAUUGAUGAAACAUUCUUGUGCCUUACGCGAAGGCCUAUUGCGGGGCGGAGCUGCUCGAUCAUGAAAGUUCUUUGGCUGGGAACAUUUGUUUGAAGAGGCAGUGCUGCAUGGCAGGGGGCUGCAGCCGCUGGGGGCCAAAUCUGAGGAUGAGAAUAUGUAGCAUGCACAGCCUCACGUAGGCCUAAGGAUCAUGCUCGUUCUUCAACUGAACCCUCGAAAGAGUUUGACGUCUGUUUCUGCGUGAUCUCUACACGGUAACAUUUUCCGUUACAACCGGUUUGAUUGAGACAGGCAACGUCUUUCCACCACCUUCCUUGAGAUGAAUCGACCAUCAUGGCAGAAUUCGCAGCAAGCAUCAUCGGCAUUGUAUCUGCCGGCACGAAGGUAGCACUGGUGCUAUCACAGCUCGCCGCAGAUGUAGGGUCAGCUGGUCAUGAGGCGAGGAUGAUUGGUGGUGAGAUUCGAUCAUUUUGCUCAGUAUUGAAAACGCUCGACGAAACGAUAGAGACCAUCGAAAAGUCGCCUUGCUACGCCCAUUGUUCCGAGUUGAUCAAGGACAUGACAGACGAUAGUCUGCAGAUGUUCACAGAGAUUCUCAAUGCAGUGGACAAGCUGAAAAAGAUGACAGCGGGAAGAGAAGGCAAGGAUGGCAACUUUGGAUUUGUUGAGCGAGUCCAAUGGGCAGUAUUCAAGAAGCCGAAGCUACUGGUCUUGCGAGCGGCAAUCGAGGCUUACAAGACAAAUUUAACACUGAUGUUGACCACCUUGAGUACAGCCGAGAGGGCUACACGGCGAAUAUCCACACGCAAGGACGCAGUUGCUCUCGCUCAAGAUAGGCAGGAUCGGUCACUGCUCGAAAGCCUCGAAUUGGAUCGCGAAGCAACCAUGAUCGAGCUUGCGCAAGCCGAACGCCAUUACGAGGAAGCCAUGAGCCCACACCCUGCAGAGUCCUCAACAAGAGGGGUUGAUACCGCCCCAAACAACGGUCCACCGUCUUGCGAUGCUGUUGUAUCGAACAUAGAUCUAGGGAACACUGGAUUGAUGAGCUCAGUUCGCAAUGAGAUCCAGUCCAUAAGAUCUAGCCUUUCAAGGAACGCGGAAACCGACAACGAAGCCCUGCAAGCAAGAAUCGUUCGCCAUAGCAAGCGGAUCUCCAGCAUGCUAGAAGAUGAUCAGAAAAGACUGUCACAGCGCUGGUCGCAGACACUGCGGGAAGAUUCAAAGAUCGUCUCAGAAGAAACAUCGUUGGAGCCGCUUUACAUCGUUGCUUGUCAGCACCCACUGAAAGCACCAGAUCAGGAUGCCGGAUCAGCAACAGGCUCGGUGGAAACUGAUGCCUCAACAGCAAUUGCCCUGAACAGACCGCAUGACAGGAACGAGGAAUUCUUGGAAUUCGAUCCACGCACGAUUGCGCUUUAUACAUCUUUCAUAUCCUGGAUCAUCCAGCUCGACGCACCAUCGCAGCAGAAAGUACUCCGCACUUUAAAACAGGAUAUUGAUAGGUGGGCGGGUGGUCUAGAAACUCAUCGCAACACUGCAACUGCAAAUGAUGCAGGCCAAUCAUCGCCUUCAAACGGAAGGACCGCCUCUUCCACUGAUACAAAAUUUGAUGCGAAAGCGGAACAUGUCCUGAACUUGGUUGAAAAUCAGAUGCUCGCCUGGAGUAAGCCAGCCAUUAGCAAACAAGAAUGUGCUCCACAGUUUGCGAUCUCCCACGAUGUCCGUGGUGCUACUAUCGAUCUUGGUCGCCAGCAUAUCAUCAACCUUCCAGAAAAGACUCUCGACAUUAUAGGCGCGAAGGUGGUUAAGUUGGUCUUGCGGUCGAACCUGCUGGUCAACCUCCCUCAGAAUCUAGUCGUGUGCAGGCGACUACGACACCUCGACUUAUCGUACAAUAGUUUUGUCACCAUACCGGAUGUGGUGAAGCAGCUGCCACUGCUUGAAAUUUUGAAUAUGCGCAGGAACAAACUCUGUUUGAUCCCGCCCGAGGUUGCUCAGAUGCCGCAACUGAAGGUUCUGUCAGUUGCUAAGAACAACAUCUCGACACUUCCAUCUUUCCUGGGACACGCACCAAACCUAGUCAUCCUGUACGCAGAAGGAAACCCUAUCGAGUACCCUACCAGGGAUCAGAUAGAUCAUGCGUUUCCUACGAAGAAGGACUCUGACUCAGAAGCAAAAUCUUGGACAAGUAGCCUGAAGAGUACUUUGCGACGGCUGCAUCAGUACGAUACGAGUCAAGCAGCAGCUUCAAGUAUCACUUCUGAGACAUCCCUUCUACCUUCACCUAUCGGAAGCAUGUCAGGUCCCCUGCUGUCCCCCAGAUCGAACGUUUCCAUGUCCACAAUGAGUAUCGACCGCCAAACCGACAUCUCUCACACAGCUUCUCAGAGAAUUCGCAAGGCAACUGCUUUACCAGUAUUGCAAUACGUCCGACUGGCCAACACCAACGCCAGUUUCCUGCUAGACCGAAGCCAGAGACCACCAGGGAAGAAGGCUUUUGCACUUGGUCCCACGACGCCGACCAAAGAUGUGGGGAUGUUACUGGAUGUACCUCAGAGUGAGCCACUAUCACCAGCGUCUGUUAACACCGAUUUGUCUACUGUGUCAACGCCUCGGCAAGAUGCACUUGCUAGACUGACGGGCCUUAAUCAGGACUCAAGUCUGUCUCAUUUAGCUUCUGCGUCUUUGCCGUUACUUUCAUCCGUUGAUCAGGCGUCUACACUGCCUAAGAUUCGCGUCUCGAAACACCGCAGGUCUCAGUCGGAGCAUACCUUGACUAUUACCAAACCUGGUGUCCCUCCAACGGAUCACAAUGCAUCACGCAGGCGCCCAGUUCACGAACUACCCAGGGACAAGAAGCAAACUGACUUCGAAAGAUCCUGGGACUCUGUGUAUGAUACCUCUGGUGAUGAUUCUGACGACGAGGGGUCAUCAAUGUGGUGGAAGUCCAUCGGUAACAUCUCGCCUCAACCUUAUCGCAGAUUAGAGCAUAUUUUGUCGCGCACAAAAUCGAGGCGUCACCUGGCUGCGCUGGAGCCGUUCGGAAGCCCAGACAUUUUACCGCAUCGGAGGCCACUGGAUUUGAGCAGUCUUGAUCGUCCGGAUACUGAUGAUUCAGCUCAUCGCGAUGCCCUGGUGGCACGCACAUAA
Macroventuria anomochaeta is the source of this 3172-nucleotide messenger RNA. RefSeq lists its product as uncharacterized. The record is from RefSeq and is a predicted model, not a curated record. The transcript has 3 exons. The coding region runs from base 356 to 3172 and encodes 938 amino acids. Gene Ontology annotation, molecular function: protein binding. NCBI's taxonomy places the organism in Eukaryota, Fungi, Ascomycota, Dothideomycetes, Pleosporales, Didymellaceae.